AUGAUGAACUCGUUUAGCAAUUUGGAGUGUGAUAAGGUAUUUGGCAAAGAAGAUAAGCCAUUCUCGUUUCUAGAGUAUUUCUCUUAUCAAAGCGAGUUUACCAAUAAUUUCUUUGGAUUGGAAGAUGAAAUUAUUUCCUCUGGCAACUAUGAUUAUUAUCUUCCAUCUGCCUCAAGCUUUCUGGCUUUACCUGAUCUUGAACCCAUCUCCAUCGUCUCUCAUGAAGAUAUACUUAACGACUACGGUUCUGUUUCAUGGACUGAAAAAGAGUCAGUGUUUGAUGAACAUCAAAGAGAAGAUUUUGAUUUGGUGAAAGAGACUGAAACUAUCAAGAAAAGAGUCAGAGAAGAAUGUGCUUAUAGUAGCUAUGCUGCAAAGCCAUUGUCGAAGGAAACCAUCUCAUUGUACUAUGACAUGCCAAUAGCUCAAGCGGCUAAGGAGCUUAACAUUGGUUUAACUCUUUUGAAGAAGAAAUGUCGUGACUUGGGUAUUCAGCGUUGGCCUCAUCGUAAGUUCAUGAGCCUAGAUAAUCUCAUCGAGAAUGUCAAGAAGUUGGAGAAAGGGGAAGGGAACGCAGAUGAGCAAAGAAAAAAAUUGGAAAAGCUCACGAAGGAGAAGAAAAGGAUGAAGGAGUCUCCAGAUUUGGAAUAUGAGGAUAAGACAAAGAGAUUGAGACAAGCUUGUUACAAGGCUAACCAUAAGAGAAAGAGAAGACUUGUCAUGUCUACGUCAACCACAUGA
Messenger RNA from Brassica oleracea var. oleracea, 741 nucleotides. Its product is annotated as protein RKD1. The coding region runs from base 1 to 741 and encodes 246 amino acids. NCBI's taxonomy places the organism in Eukaryota, Viridiplantae, Streptophyta, Magnoliopsida, Brassicales, Brassicaceae. The record is from RefSeq and is a predicted model, not a curated record. The transcript is spliced from 4 exons. Gene Ontology annotation, molecular function: DNA-binding transcription factor activity.